Messenger RNA from Cantharellus anzutake, 1776 nucleotides. RefSeq lists its product as uncharacterized. The record is from RefSeq and is a predicted model, not a curated record. Lineage: Eukaryota; Fungi; Basidiomycota; Agaricomycetes; Cantharellales; Hydnaceae. The transcript is spliced from 3 exons. The coding region runs from base 1 to 1776 and encodes 591 amino acids.
AUGGCGGACACCAAGGACGCUACUUUCUUGUCCAAUCCUCCUGGAUACUCACCGCUCCCCACUGUUAAUCCUGCGGCAUCGAAAGACGAACGUGUCGAUGAGCAACCCGCUCCGAACAAGUGCAAGCGCUGCUCUUGUGCAAGGCACUUUUGGAGGUUCAUCUCCAUUGGUUUCGUAAUCUUUAUUAUUGCCAAAGGCAUCAAGUACCUAUGGCGAGGAUCCGGUCAGCACCUCAAAUCUCCCUACGAGGAUGACUACAUCAUGCGCGUGUAUGACUUUUCUGGCGAUUUUGAUCUCUAUCAUGGCGAUGAUGAUGAUCACCCCAAACCCCACUGCACCAAAUGGAGAAACUCAACUAUGCCGGGCGAGACUACUUACCACCUAAAUGUUUCCGCGGCUGCAGAGGUCAUCAAGCUUGUGUCUGGCGGUGGUUUCAAGGGCACUGUCGACUACGUUAUCGCCGACAAGGACUUAGGGGACACGAUUGGUGUCAAAAUUGCUCUGAGUGCACCAGCAAAGAUUGAGGAGCCCGAGACUGACUUAGCCGUUCACUCAUGGUGGAAGCGUUUAAAGCAUAAAAAGCAUAAAAUUAAGGGCCCUAAAGCCUAUGUGUGCACCAUUCCGACGCCUGAAGGCAAUGUCAAAGGUGUGGUCUUGUCGCGUAAGCCCCCCCACCAUGGUCACCAUGGUCACCGCCCUUGGCGCUCGUUGCCACCAGAUCCACUUGAGGAGUUCCUCUCUCCAUCACUUCCAGAUGCUGGCAUGUCCAUCCCUCCCCCACCAUCUUCGGAACAUUGCCUACCGCCACCUUUGUACCCUGGGGAUCUUCGAGAAGUGUGGGUGGAUGGUAAACACCCUCAUCGUCGUUGUCAUCCCACGGCGCCUGUCACUGCCAAGAUCGUUGUCACCUUGCCACGUGGUCAUCUCGAGCUUGCUUCUUUCUCAAGCGUGUUUCCCCAUUUCGCUCAGCAUAUCAAUGGCGCCUUUGACGAUGCCGUCUUUGGAAAGCUCUUCGUUGUUGGUGCAACAUCUGGACUGCCUAGAAGAGUCAAAGCCGAUGUGGCAUCAAUCAUUGCCGAAGGAAACCCGAUUAAUGGAACGUAUGUGGUGAAGGACCGUUUGGAGUUGGUCACCGCGGGGGCACCCAUCACUGUAAAUGUCACCCUUCUCUCGGACGCGACGGCCUACAAACACACGAGACUAAAUAUAGCAAAUCGCAACGGCUCUGUUGAUGCCGAGGUUCAGCUUGUCGCUGUUGGACCCUCCAAAGACACAGUUAAUGGCUUAUUCAGUAUCAAUACUUUUACUUCUCACCGUCUUGCGAAAGUGAACGUCACCUCCUUCCCUCUCGGUGGCUAUUUGGCAUUUGAUGUCGUGAACCGUUACGGUGAGAUCGUUGUCACUGUCCCUCCCUCUUACGAAGGCAGGUUCGGCCUUGUCAACAGGGGCGGUACGUCCAUCGCCAAGUCCGACAAAGAUACAAAAGAUCCUUCUGGCAAGGGACGAAAUAGGGUGAUAUUGGUUAGGAACAUCGUCGGAGGCAUCGUAGAUGGCUUCAUUGGCUGGGCCGAUGACCCGGAGGAUGGUGUCACUAUCGGGAAGGUUGAUGCAGAGGAAUUCGAGGUAUCCGGUGAAGGCGAACAAGGAUGGGACGAAUAUUUCGCCGAAUUCGUUCCUCCCAUUUACAGUGACCACAUUUACAGGGACCCCAUGUUCACCGACUCUAGGAUUGAUCUAGUUUCUACCAAGGGGAUUGUCCUGCUUGAUCUUAACUAA